Messenger RNA from Paramecium pentaurelia, 648 nucleotides. The record is from the annotation of a GenBank genome assembly. Lineage: Eukaryota; Ciliophora; Oligohymenophorea; Peniculida; Parameciidae.
AAUGUUUGAGAAGGAAAUAGUGAUUGAUGGAAAAGGCCAUUUACUUGGUAGAUUGGCUUCAUAUAUUGCCAAAGAAUUGUAAAGAGGAUAAAGAAUAGUUGUUGUUAGAGCUGAAUUGAUUUAACAAUCUGGUAAGCGAUUUUAAUAAUUAAAGGAUCUCUCUUUAGAAAUAGAGUCAUCUUCGAAGAAUAUUUGAAUAAGAGAAUGGCUUUCAAUCCAAGAAGAGGAUACAAGCACUAUAGAACACCAUCAAGAUGCUUUUGGAAGGUUGUUAGAGGAAUGCUUUAAUACAAAUCAAAGAGAGGCGCAGCUGCUCUUGAAAGAUUAAAGAUCUUUGAAGGUGUCCCCCCUCCUUAUGACACUAGAAAGAGAUAAGUUGUUCCAGAUGCCCUUAAAUUGAUCAGACUCAAAAACCAUAGACCCUUUUGCACUUUAGGUGAUUUAUGCGCUUCAGUCGGAUGGAAUUCAUAAGCAGUUGUCAACAGACUUGAAGAGAAGAGAAAAUAAAGGUAUUAUUAACAAAUUAAUUUAUUAGAGGAACAGCAUAUUAUAAGAGAAAAAUUGCAAGAGAAAAUCUUAGAAGAAAGGCUAUUGGAGCUAAAGAACUUACUAGCAUCAAUGCAGAAUUAGAGAAGUUGGGCUAUUGAA